This is a messenger RNA of Apodemus sylvaticus (European woodmouse), 1092 nucleotides long. RefSeq names its product charged multivesicular body protein 5 (gene Chmp5). NCBI's taxonomy places the organism in Eukaryota, Metazoa, Chordata, Mammalia, Rodentia, Muridae. The record is from RefSeq and is a predicted model, not a curated record. Gene Ontology annotation, cellular component: multivesicular body. Bases 226 to 885 code for a protein of 219 amino acids. The transcript has 8 exons. Gene Ontology annotation, biological process: vesicle budding from membrane; late endosome to vacuole transport via multivesicular body sorting pathway.
UAUACCUCCUCAUAAGCCCCUCCUUCAGAAGUCUUUCCACCUCUCCCAGAGCUCCCGCGAUCCUUCUCCGGAAGGAGAAGCUGAAAACCCGGAAAAAGGAUCGGGAAGCUCGGGCAAGAACUCUGCGCUUGCGCAUGGGGGGCAAGCCGGAAAUUGAAACCUGAGCGACUACGCUUCCGUUUCUGGUUUUUCUCCAGUGUUUGGGUUUCCUCGCCGCCGGCCAAGAUGAACCGAUUCUUUGGAAAAGCGAAACCUAAGGCUCCGCCACCUAGCCUGACUGACUGCAUUGGGACGGUGGAUAGCAGGGCAGAAUCCAUUGACAAAAAGAUUUCCCGGCUGGAUGCUGAACUAGUGAAAUACAAGGAUCAAAUCAAGAAGAUGAGAGAGGGUCCUGCUAAGAACAUGGUCAAGCAGAAAGCCCUGAGGGUUUUAAAGCAAAAGCGGAUGUACGAGCAGCAGAGAGACAACCUGGCCCAACAGUCCUUUAACAUGGAGCAAGCUAAUUACACCAUCCAGUCACUGAAGGACACCAAGACCACGGUUGAUGCCAUGAAAUUGGGAGUAAAAGAAAUGAAGAAAGCAUACAAGCAAGUCAAAAUUGACCAGAUUGAGGAUUUACAAGACCAGCUGGAGGAUAUGAUGGAAGAUGCUAACGAGAUCCAGGAAGCACUGGGCCGCAGCUACGGCACCCCAGAGUUAGAUGAGGACGACCUGGAAGCGGAGUUGGAUGCUCUGGGCGACGAGCUUCUGGCUGAUGAAGAUAGCUCCUACUUGGACGAAGCAGCUUCCGCACCUGCAAUUCCAGAAGGCGUUCCCAGUGACACAAAAAACAAGGACGGCGUGCUGGUGGAUGAAUUUGGACUGCCUCAGAUUCCUGCUUCCUAGACUUGCAACAUUCCAGCACGUGAUGUAACAAAACAAAAAGAGUAUUCUGGGACUAGGAAAUAGUUCCUGAUUUGCCAAACAGAUUUAGGUUUCUUUCCUUUCUUUGAAGGAAAAGCUAAUUACACUGCUCCUAUAAUUUUUUUUUUUCCGUUAAGGAAUUCAUUGGUUGGGGGAAGCUGUCUUUACUAAAAUUUGAUUUUUUUUUUU